Juglans microcarpa x Juglans regia is the source of this 961-nucleotide messenger RNA. Its product is annotated as dirigent protein 22-like. Lineage: Eukaryota; Viridiplantae; Streptophyta; Magnoliopsida; Fagales; Juglandaceae. The coding region runs from base 121 to 690 and encodes 189 amino acids. The transcript is spliced from 2 exons. The record is from RefSeq and is a predicted model, not a curated record.
AGAAAAUCGAGUACUGUCUAUGAUUCCAAUCUCAAACCACUACUGCAAGAAUUAAGCAUAUAUAAGCGCUUGUGCAACACCCACGUACUUUGAUUUGAGAGUAGUACUACUGAAUCAUAUAUGGCUUCCAAAUCAUGGGUCGUUCUUUCUCUUCUAUCUUCCUUUGCCAUUAUUCUUGUCACCGGAGAAUUAGAUCAUGGUUUUGUUAGGAGGCUAGACCGGAGGCUUCUCGGGCUGAAGAAAGAAAAGCUCAGCCAUUUUCGUUUCUAUUGGCAAGACAUCCUCGGUGGUCGUAACCCUACAGCUGUACAAAUCGUGCCACCCGUCAACACAUCAUCAUCAACAUUCUUUGGCGCAAUAAACAUGAUCGAUGAUCCAUUGACCUUAGAACCUAACUUGAGCUCUAAGUUGAUAGGAAGGGCUCAAGGGUUUUACGCCUUGGCUUCGCAAGAAGAAGUUGGUCUACUAAUGAUCAUGAACUUUGCCUUCAUUGAAGGCAAAUAUAAUGGCAGCACGAUUACUGUGCUAGGAAGGAAUGCGGUGUUUACGAAGGUCAGAGAGAUGGCAGUGAUCGGAGGCAGCGGACUUUUCCGGUUCGCUAGGGGUUAUGUUCAGGCCAAGACGUACAAGUUUGACAACAAAAACGGGGAUGCCACAGUUGAGUACAAUGUGUAUGUGUUGCAUUAUUGAAACUCUAUAUAUAUAUAUGCUCAGGCCAACCUCACUUGCUCUGGCCUGUUACGUUGGGAGAUCAUGAAAUAUAUAUAAAUAUAUAUAUAUAUAUAUAGCUCUUCCAAUAAUGUUGGCCACCUUGAUCUUCUCCCCCGGCCAAAAUAAUUAUCAUUUAAAUGUUGGUCACCUGGCGUGAUCUUUAUACUUUAAUUUCAAGCCCAAAUUUAUUUGGGCUUGUCAUGAUAUGAUCUAACAUAAAAUUAGGUUAUAUAAUUGCAAUUAAGCUCUA